This is a messenger RNA of Cladophialophora yegresii CBS 114405, 4746 nucleotides long. RefSeq lists its product as uncharacterized. The transcript has a single exon. Gene Ontology annotation, cellular component: endoplasmic reticulum membrane. Bases 1 to 4746 code for a protein of 1581 amino acids. Gene Ontology annotation, molecular function: zinc ion binding. NCBI's taxonomy places the organism in Eukaryota, Fungi, Ascomycota, Eurotiomycetes, Chaetothyriales, Herpotrichiellaceae. The record is from RefSeq and is a predicted model, not a curated record.
AUGUCGCUGAAUCCUCUCGAAGACAGCCACCCUGUUGGGCAGGCCCAAGGCACAAAGCUCAAGCGCUCCGAGCCAAACGAGGAGGAACAAAACUACUGUCGAAUAUGCCGGGGCGAAGGCACCGUUGCUCAACCGCUCUACUACCCGUGCAAAUGCUCUGGGAGCAUCAAGUUCGUCCACCAAGAAUGCCUGAUGGAGUGGCUGUCGCAUUCUCAGAAGAAGUACUGUGAAUUGUGCAAGACGUCGUUUCGCUUCACCAAACUCUACGACCGUUCCAUGCCCGCACGAUUACCGUUUCCCCUCUUCGUCCGCAAACUCGCUCGGCAUGGAAUUAGAGAAUUUGCGCGAUGGACACGUUACCUGCUGGUGGCCAUCAUCUGGACUUGCUGCUUACCUUGGUGCAUCCGACAAGUCUGGCGAGGAUUUCUUUGGCUUGCGGACGGCAGCACCCCCAGCCAUCCAAGCAUAGAAACGGCCCCAGUGGUUGUAUCGAACACAACUGUUACAGGCUCCGCAGCCCGAGCGUCACGAACACAAUUUGCCAAUUUCACUGUACCAGACUAUCUCGAGCGCAUAACAUUGGUGUUUCCUCCCAUGCUGAUAUCACUGGGAGACAUCGCGCGAGUCAUCGUCGGCCAGGGCAUCAUCGGUAGGAUUGUCGGCUUUUUCCUGGCCAUCUUUAUCCCCCGGUUAAGACAAAUUGAUGGCACUGAUGGCGAGCAAGACUUUGCGGCUGAGGCGGCCGUGAUGUCCUCAAGACCUCCCUCAUUACUCUCAGACGUUGAGUUUCUAUCCGCUUGGUCGGGGUCGCGAAUGGUCAACAAUGCCACCGUUGACAUCAUCGAAGGCCAGCUGAUCUGUAUACUGCUGGUCACUGCUUUUAUCCUUGUGUUCCUCAUUCGGGAAUGGGUCAUCAACCAGCAACCGAUCUUGAACAUGCCGGACCCUGAUGCAAACGACAACCCCAUUCAAGAACGGCAAGCUGAGAACGAGAGGCCCCAGGGGGGCCUUCUUCGACCACGGAAUCGCCGCCAGGGCGGCGAGGCGAAUGCUCCUGCUGAAGGGGGGUUCAUGGAUCCUGCGGGACGGCCAAUAGCUAUUCCUAGACGGCGCCGAGCGCUGACGGAUGAUAACAUACUCAACGAUACCGGCAUUGGUAUCGAAAGACCGGCUCCGCCGGUCCGGUCACAGAGCCUGUUGACGAGCCCUGAUGAUAUAGGGGAAGCCAACGUCGAAGAGGAUGUUGGUGAGAGUAGCGCGGUUGCUGGUGACAGUGCAAGUCGGCCAGUCCGAAGGCGCAGUUCUAGCAGCCAUCAUACGACGGAACAUAUGUCUGCCACGGCUUUAGAAGCUCAGACCAUGGACGCGGGCACCUUGGAUAGCUCUUCCAUCGAGGCGCAAGGAGCCUUGCCCGUGGAAUUUGCGUCCAGAGGCUCUGGAUCUGGCCAAUUGCAACCGGACUUGCUACAGCACAUGGACCAAAACGAAACAGACCCACCAGAGCUCCAGGGGAGGAGAGUCUCGUUCGCGCAAAACCCUGCUAUGAUCAAUGAGACAGAAAUGCCACCAGGACAAGUUGAUGCCCAUGAAAUUGCAACCGACUCAGAUGGGCAAGUAAUCCCCACGCCCGAUUCUUCGAAUGACACAGACCUUUUGCCCCCUAGAGGAGACUUUUUUGACAUCGAUCUUCGGCCCGAUCUUUUCGACGAUGCACCUGAGCUAGAUGCUGAACAAGUCGCUGUCUCCAUCGAUCAGGAGCCUACCGCCGAUGAUUCGAUAACUGGCAGAAUCUCCAAGUGGCUCUGGCAUACAGAUAUUGAAGUCGACACGCCGGAGGCCGCGGAAGUUCGUGAGAGCCCGCGCGCUGAUACGCAAGACGAGGAACACAUCGUGGAGGAUGUCAACGUAGAGGCGCCUUUUGUGCCUGUCCACAACCGGGAAGCUCCUCAGAUCCCGCAACUGCCUCCAGCAAUCGAAGCACCACCUGCAGAGCCCCCGGAGCCGAACAUGUUCAUGGGUGUCGAUCUCAACGACGCCGGAGAUGAUGCGGAAGAUCUUGACGGAGUGCUAGAACUCCUCGGCAUGGAGGGACCCAUUUUCGGCAUGGUUCAGAACGUACUCUUCUCCUUCCUACUCAUCACAAUCACUUUGACGAUGAGUUUCUGGUUUCCGUACAUGUGGGGCAAGAUUGCUCUUCUGUUUCUAUCGCGGCCGACUCUCAUGCUUGUGCGGGCACCACUGUUCGUUUUGUCGCGUUCAGCAGAUAUUGUUGUCGACGUCAUCUUUUUCGUGGUUGGGCUUGCCGGUUUCCUCUUCAGCCAGCCGAUGAAGCUCAUCAGAGCAGUCAUAUCUGGACUAUCGCCACCUCUUGGCCGAAUUAUCGACACUGCGACAAUAGAAGGGUUUACCCUCGACCUGAGCCAGAAAAGCGGUACACGACUGGAGAGGACUUUGGCCGCGGCCGUCCUUGGUCUCAGGCCAGACGUGCCAAACUUCUCGAUGCAAUCGCACCAUGCGCUUAUCUCCCUGAAGAACCAUCUACGUAAUGCACUGCACGGCGCGGCCUUCCUGCUAGGCCAGGUUGAAAAGAUUCUGACCUCUGAGCGCCCAAGUUCUGGCACCGUUCUGGUGUCUCUUCGAAAAUCGCUGAAGUCUGCUCCAGAAGUCGUCAAGAAGCUACCGCAAGCCAAAGAGCUCGGAUUAAACUUCGUCAACCUUCUAUCGACUGCUCUUUCGACUGAGCCAACAGAAGGUGUCCAUGAUCUCGAUCCUUCCCUUGCCGAGUGGAACAAUCAAGACCGGAUCCUUGCAAUCAUCCUCGGUUAUGCUUUGUUCGCUGUCGCUGGCGUCGUAUUUCUCGAAGCAGCUCAUCUGGUUCUUGGACUGAAAGAUAAUGAGAAAGUCGAAGGCUACUUCGCCGAUUCUCUUCGGCAAGCAGGUGGCGUAAUGAAAGUGAUUGUCAUCAUCGGGAUCGAAAUGUUAGUCUUUCCGCUAUACUGCGGACUGCUACUGGACCUAGCACUUCUUCCUCUAUUCGCCAACGCCACCGUGGCCAGCCGUAUCGCUUUCAUGACGCAGACGCCGCUGACGGGAAUAUUCAUUCACUGGUUUAUUGGUACCUGUUACAUGUUUCAUUUCGCCCUUUUCGUAUCGAUCUGCCGGAAGAUCAUGCGUAAAGGAGUUUUGUACUUUAUCCGCGACCCCGAUGAUCCGACGUUUCAUCCCGUGCGCGACGUUCUCGAACGACCUGUACCUGCACAACUGGGCAAAAUCGCAUUUUCGGCGUUGGUCUACGGUGGCCUGGUCACGCUAUGCCUGGGUGGUGUCGUGUGGACAUUAGACUGGGUUGGUGGCGUCCUGCCCAUACGAUGGUCUACAACAGAACCAAGGCUGGCGUUUCCCAUCGACAUAGUCUUCUACAACUUCCUACUUCCUUUUAUCCUUCGGAAGGCCGAGCCAUCAAAGAAGAUCUCGGCAAUGUAUAAAUGGUGGUUUCGGGGAUGCGCUCGGUCACUACGACUCACGAAUUUUCUGUUUGGAGAGGAGCGAAAGGAGGAACAAUACACCCAUCCGAAAGGUUUGCCGUGGAGGUUGCUCGCCCAAGACAGUAUGACCGGACCGCAACAAGACGGCACCUACGUUCGAGCGCCGGCAUCUGACUCGGUGCGCAUCGCCAAAGGGCGCAAUGUCUUCCUCGAAGUCACGGAGCAGAAUGAGAGAGUGGAUGGUCGCCCGGACCCGGAUUUCGGCAUGCACGGCAAGAAAGAUCCUCAGUUCACAAAGGUCUAUCUCCCACCGAACUUCAGAAGCCGGAUUACGACGUUCAUCGUCCUGCUCUGGCUUUUCGCAGCUGCAACUGGGGUGGCAUUCACCAUUGGACCUCUGCUAGUCGGCAGAAAGAUGACCCAGCUGCUGUCCCAAUCGCAGCAUCCACCUAACGACCUCUACGCGUUCACAGUCGGCGUUCACAUCUUUGCCGCGGUUGGAUACGCCAUUGCUUACGCCGAACCGGCCAGAGACUAUCUCCGAGUGAAAGUGACCGCUUCGGGGAAACAGAUCCUGGGAUCAAUUCUGCACUUUCUUGGCCUGGCCUACCUGGCCAUCUUCACUACUGUCGUGCUACCUUUUGUUAUGGCCUUGAUUACGGAACUGUACAUUCACAUACCGCUCUUUGACGUGCUAGAGCUCGUCAACCGAGAAAAGGUUCAAGACAUCUCGGCUUCGACCCCGGCGACCAGUAAACGCCUCCCUGGCGCUACGAUCUUUAUCCUCCAAUCCUGGACGAUCGGCCUAUUAUACCUGAAGCUCCUGCUCCGCGUGCUGACUCACGCUACCGAACCCACUUCCCGUCCGGCGCGGGCGCUUCGGGCAAUCACCCGCAACGGCAUCCUCCAAGCCGACGUCCCUCUGGCAUCCCGCGCGUUUGUGCUCCCCGUCACGACGGUGUGCCUGGUCCUCCUCGUCUGCCCUCUGAGCUUCAUGAAACUCGUCAUCACGGUCUUCCGGGUCCACGAGACGGAGAAACAGAUGCGCAUGUAUCGAUUCGCGUACCCGCUGUUCUUGUGGAUGAUGGUCAAUUACGUCGGCGCCAUGUUCAUGAAGACAAAGGUGGAGAAGUGGCGGGUCAUGGUUCGGGAUGAAGUCUAUCUGCUUGGGGAGCGGUUGCAUAAUUUCCAAGAGCCGAAGCCGAGGGUGAAAAAGAACGACAACGCUUCCAGCAGUAAAGGGAAGGAGAAGGCGUUGUGA